AUGAUUGAUGGUGAAUCGUCAACACAACUCGUUCGUGUUGAAUCCGAUCUUUCAAAGUGGUUGAAACAACAUGUAUCUGAAAUAGCAGAGGAUCGGAUAAGUAACCUUCCGGAUGAUUUGAUUGCCGACAAAAUCCUUUCUCGCUUUUUGGAUACGAGAUUCGUUAUUUCAACAUGUAUUAUUUCAAAAAGAUGGCAACAUCUUUGGAAAUAUGUUCCUUGUCUUCUUUUUAAUGAUAAAUCGUAUUGUAAGGCUGCAGAAGAAUCUUUUUUGGAUGUUGGUUUUAGUGAUCAAGCUUUUCUAGAGUUUUAUAAUGGGGUUAAUAUUACUCUUGGUCAAUAUCAAUUAGAAUAUAUGAAUAAGUUUUAUUUGGAUGCUAAUUACGAGACUAGGUUUGCUUCGCUUGUUGAAAGUUGGAUCGACUUUGCUGUUGGUAGGUAUGUUAAAGAUUUCACACUUUACUUGAGGCAUUUGGGAAAUGAUGAUACAUUCUCAAUUGAAAGUCAAUCAUUCUACAUGAAUUCCCAUUUGACAACUCUUGAUGUAAGAUAUUGCUUGUUUGAUCCUCAUGUUGGUAUUACCUGGAACAACCUUAAGGUUCUAACUAUAUCAUAUUCUAGAUUGGAAGAAGACUUGAUCCCAAAAAUUGUAUCUGGUAGUCCUUUGUUGGAGACUUUGACUCUUCGUUGCUAUCAUGGUUCAUUGAUUGAUAUCACAUCCCCUAGUGUUAAUAAUUUGAUAUUACUUGGAUAUGAGGCUGAUGAACUUGUAAACUUUGUUCAGAUCAAUGCACCUCAUAUUACAUUUCUUAAAAUUGUUGACUGUUUGUGGAUAUCAGCAAUUGUCUUUAGGAACUUCUCUUAUUUGCUUAAAGCAUACCUUAACUUUGACUUUCCCCAUUACUAUAAAAGAUUUCGAAAGAGGGAUGAAGAGAUUGUACUAGGUGAUGUUAUUACGAGUUUGCAGAAUGUGAAUGAAGUUAAAGUUGGGAUAAAUUGCCAUCCGACUAUACGUCGUUUGACUUCCAAAGGUUUUGUCCUUCCAUCCAACGUUGUCUGUGAAGGUGGUUCAUUAAUUUACCAUGCUGAUUUUGAUCUUGAUGUGGAAGGGUCGGAUUCAAAGUGA
Molecule: messenger RNA, 1125 nt
Organism: Erigeron canadensis
Lineage: Eukaryota; Viridiplantae; Streptophyta; Magnoliopsida; Asterales; Asteraceae
Product: F-box/LRR-repeat protein 25-like
Exons: 2
Coding region: 1-1125 (374 amino acids)
Molecular function (GO): protein binding
Source: RefSeq, a predicted model, not a curated record